This is a messenger RNA of Debaryomyces fabryi, 1881 nucleotides long. RefSeq names its product Sge1p (gene SGE1). The record is from RefSeq and is a predicted model, not a curated record. Lineage: Eukaryota; Fungi; Ascomycota; Pichiomycetes; Serinales; Debaryomycetaceae. Gene Ontology annotation, molecular function: transmembrane transporter activity. Bases 1 to 1881 code for a protein of 626 amino acids. The transcript has a single exon. Gene Ontology annotation, biological process: transmembrane transport.
AUGAGAAACAGUGGUGAAGAGACUAAUAAUGUGUCUGAAGAGCAAGUUGCUAAAGGUAACAAAUCGGGAAGAAGCACAUCAAGCGAAAUAGAUAAUAGAAGUGAAUUAACCAAUGGGUUUAAUAAUGGCGAAGGGCCACGUCAAUCGAGACAGAGCAAUGAAAGUAUGGUUCCAAAAUCGAAGAAAUACUAUGAAAGUAAUGCUGGUGAUGGUACGAAAGCUACGGAUCAUCACUUAACUGGAUUUCCAUUAGUUGCUACUUUGGUAAGCUGUUUUACAAGUUUGUUUAUUGUUGCAUUAGAUCAAACUAUCGUUUCUACUAUACUUACAACAGUAGGAAGUGAGUUUCAUAAUUUCGAAAAGAUUGGAUGGUUAACAUCCGGGUAUCUAUUAUCGUUGGCAUGUCUUGCAUCAAUUUAUGGUAAAGUUUCUAUUGCAUUCGGAAGAAAAUAUACCUUAAUAUGGGGAAUCGUAGUCUUUGAAGCUGGUUCGGUCGUUUGCGCAAGAGCUCAAAAUAUGGACACUUUAAUAGCGGGUAGAGUUAUACAAGGUAUCGGUGGAAGUUGUGUACAAGCUUUGACUAUAAUAAUUAUGACGGAAUCUGUAAUUUUAAGUCGUAGAGCCCUUGCAUUCAUUUUGAUAGGUGUUUGUUUCUCGCUUGCUAGUGUAAUUGGACCAUUCAUUGGAGGUGCAUUUGCGACUCAUGUUACAUGGAGAUGGUGCUUUUAUAUAAACUUGCCAGUGGGCGGGUUUGCUAUUAUGUUGUUGGUUGUAUGUUUUCAUCCUCCGAAACCCAAAGGGAAUUUAAAAGAAAAGCUCUCGAGGAUUGACUAUUUGGGAGUCUUUCUCUUGACUAGUGGAUUAGUUUUAGUAUUGCUUGGUUUAACUUUUGGUGGUGUUGAUUUCGCAUGGAAUUCGACCGCUGUAAUACUUCUUUUUGUAUUAGGAGGACUAUUAAUUAUUGCAUUCUGCAUAUAUAACUUUAAGAUAUCAAAUAAUCCAAUAAUUAUCAAAGAGGUUAUUAUUAUUCCACAAAUAUUUGCAGCUUCCUGGAGUGCAACUUUCAAUUUUGCAUUUUUUAUGGCAAACUUGACUUAUCUUGCCAUUUAUUUUCAAGUUAUUUUUAAUGCAUCACCAUGGCAAUCUGGUGUAGAUUUAUUACCAAUGGUCAUUUCUGUUUCAUUAUCUUCAAUUGCUAAUGGGGUUUUUAUGCGAUUUACAAGGUAUGUAAAGGUUACAAUGUUGAUAUCAACAACUCUUGGACCAAUUGGAUGUGGUUUGUUAUUAUUGUUGGAAAAAGAUUCGCCAGCAAAGGAUAGGAUUGGAUUAUUAAUAAUAUCGGGUAUUUCUGUAGGACUUCAAUUUCAGAGUUCAUUGCUUGCAGCUCAAUUAGAAGCACCUCCAAAUGUUGAAGGUUCUUUAAUUCUAACCACAAUUUUUUUGAAUUUCCUCAAGUCUACAGGUGCUACCGUAGCUGUUACAUUGGCACAAUUGAUUUAUCAAGCAUCGGGUACUUCAUAUAUUAAUGAUUUAUUGGGAUCAUUAGAUACAAGUUCUACUGAAUAUAAGGCUCUUAAUAAGGUUCCAGUAAAAACUUUGAUUUCUACACCUACCCUUAUUCAAGAUUUGCCUAGUUCUGCAAAAGAAAUGGUUUUAGAUCAAUUUAUGAAAGCGUUACGAAAUGUUUUCUAUUUAGGACUUGCCUUUUCUUGUGCCGGUUUUAUUGUAUCGUUGUUCACGACUAACAAAAAGAUUCCAAGGCAUGAAAAUGUUAAAAAGGCCAGUGAUGAUAGUGAUGAUGAAGCAUUAAUUGGUGGACAAAAUUCUACAAGUGAUUCGGUUGGUCGCCAGUUUUCUUCCUCAAUAGAGGGUAAUAAAUAA